Messenger RNA from Chelmon rostratus (copperband butterflyfish), 696 nucleotides. RefSeq lists its product as uncharacterized. Bases 1 to 696 code for a protein of 231 amino acids. Gene Ontology annotation, cellular component: nucleus. NCBI's taxonomy places the organism in Eukaryota, Metazoa, Chordata, Actinopteri, Chaetodontiformes, Chaetodontidae. Gene Ontology annotation, biological process: regulation of transcription by RNA polymerase II; regulation of neurogenesis; anterior/posterior pattern specification. Gene Ontology annotation, molecular function: protein dimerization activity; DNA-binding transcription factor activity, RNA polymerase II-specific; RNA polymerase II cis-regulatory region sequence-specific DNA binding. The transcript is spliced from 3 exons. The record is from RefSeq and is a predicted model, not a curated record.
AUGAAUCUGUUACAGGAAACGGAGGAUGCAACAAACGAAAGAAAGUUCAUAAAGUCUCAGGUGGAGAAACGUCGGAGGGAGAGAAUGAACAGCAGCCUGGAGCGUCUGAGGACCAUGUUGCUUCAGGAGCCGCAACAACUGGGUGGGACUGAGCGCAGGGUGGAGAAGGCUGAGAUACUGGAGCACACAGUCCUCUUUCUGCAGAACACUGGCAAUGAAGACAAGACCACAGCUGGAGGAGGUGGUGGUGGUGGUGGAGGGCGGAAACAUUCGUUCCAAGACGGCAUCGCCACCUGCCUGCAGAGAGCUGCUCACUUCCUGGGACCUGAAGGGAAAGGUUUGUGGCUUGGCGCCGCACUGGAUGCGUCUUUUGCCGCUCGCUUUUCCCGCUCAGACUCUGAUCCUGCAGGCGUCCACAGGGACUCCGAAGCGCGCUCCUCCAGCUCUCUGCCACACGCGAAGUCCAUUCUGCGGAUGCUGAGGCAGAAGUCCAAGCACAGACUGCUAACGCGAGCUUUCAGCGUGGACGGUGUUGCGCAUCCGUACCGAUUCGCAGUCCAGCAGGGCUUUCCGACAACCGCCCAACAGGCUCAGAGACAAAGCCGGCUUGAGAUCAGGGUGCAGGGACGAUCGAGGAAACAGAGUUCGUCCCAGAGCCAACCCAUCAGCCAGUCACUGUGGAGGCCCUGGUCCUGA